This is a messenger RNA of Actinia tenebrosa (Australian red waratah sea anemone), 2552 nucleotides long. RefSeq lists its product as uncharacterized. Lineage: Eukaryota; Metazoa; Cnidaria; Anthozoa; Actiniaria; Actiniidae. The record is from RefSeq and is a predicted model, not a curated record.
UCACAUUGCAGAAGAGACUUGCAGAUGUAAUAACUUUCCAUGAAGGAUUGAAACUAAAAUUUCCGAAAUUAGAAUGUAGGAUGACACCCAAGGAGGCUACAUUGGUUUGUGGAAUUUCAGUUCAAGUACAUUGGUUGACGUUUUCUCGAUCUAAGCUUGUUGGGGAAUACAGAUGCACUGAGUUUAUGUGACGGGAUAGAUAAAAAGGUAAACCUCUUCUUUAGUUUUAACAGUGCUGAAGUUCGUCUUGCUGAAUUCCCCUAACUGUUUCUAGAAGCUGAUGGGGUCUCAAGCAGAACAGCACUUAACUUAAGCUCACUGUAUUUGCCAAAAGAAACCAAGUUGGUGAGACACAGGCUAUCCUAAACAACCACGUUAUACAUGAAUGUAACGAGUUAUACCAUGCAGACAAGGAAUCUUAAGGAUUGCAAUUGCCCGGAAAACMAAACAAAACCGAACAACCCGCCAGCCAUUGGUCAAGAUGACACUGACGUCUUUGAUAAUCCUGUYAUAAUAGCUGUGAUGGCAACAGUGGGAUUCCUAGCCUUGUUGACUGUCAUCGUAUCUGUUUGGUCAAUACGAAGAUGCUACUUGAACAACAAAACCCGAAAAUCCUGGGAUAUACCGGAGGCCGUGAAGGAAGAAGAAAAAUCGACAACGCUAGAAAGAACCCCAACCUUCUCUGUUACUCGGAUAGAUAUGUAUGGGGGGUCACUGAAGGAUUUGAGGCACGACAAUGAGAGUAGAGAAGUAAGGGUAUUAGUGAAGAGAGACCUUCAUUCGGCGUAUAGCCACACGUUUCUCCACCGUGGUGACCAUAACAACACCAUCAUCAAUAGUCUGUCUGCCACCUGGAGCAUACAGACUCUUCCUCAACCAAAACACCCUGGAGAGGUCGUCAUAUCCAAGUCUACAGAAAAUCCCCUAUAUGCAAGGCCAGUAAUAAAAGCUAAAAGGAGUGCCAGCAUUAAUGCUCUUUAUGAAAGUGCUGAUGAUAUACGUUCAAGGACCAUGGACUUCAGGCCGUUCUACUAUUCAAGGGAAAAUCUUGAGCCUAAAACAGAAAGCCCUGUAUAUGAGAGAAUCAUUGAUUACCAGAAGAAACCUGGCGCUCACUCUCUGGGCAAGAAUACCUUGUAGAACUGUAAUGAAAAGGACAAGGCUAGACAGCCACCACCACCACCAACAGCAGCAGCAAUCAUCGUCAUCUCAUGUUUAUUCAACAUUCUAUCAUCAUCAUCAGCUGCAGCAAUAUUAUCAUUAGCCAUCAUACCAUACCAUACCACCACCACCAUCGUUAUUGGCAUCAUAGUUAGUCGUAAUCAGCUACAAUCAUCAUCAUCAUUGUUCUCAGACUUUAUUCACUAUUCCAUACCAUACCACCACCACCAUAAUCACCAUAAUUAGUCAUCAUAUUCCAUAACAUCUUCAUCAGUCAUCAUCAUCAUCAUCAUCAAUCAUCAUCAUCAUCAGAUACAAUGGCAAUACCAUUGUCAAUAUCAAAGUCCACCUUCACUUCAGCUGACAUUUUCUCAUAUUCUCAGUUUCUUAAGUCAAAGAAAGAAUUUAAUUUGACCCUUUUGGUCAUAACAAAACCUUUUUACAAUAUUAUACACACUGUACAUGUGCCAUAUAUAACGUCCUUAUAUCCAUAUAAAUAUAUCUUACAGGUAAAUUAGUACAUUAUAAAAUUCAAAGGAAAGUACAGCUAUUUCAAAAAAGGUUGAAUACUGAAUACUGCAUACUGAAUAGUGCAUUCCAAGACUGAAGUGCAUUGUGGGUCAUAGUGACAUUGUCUAAAGUAGGAUUAAUAAUUAUUUAUUCUAUUUUUAGUGUAUUCCAUCUGAAACAAUAUACUAACUACAUAUAGAGAUUUAAUUGUUGUACAUUUUUUACUUUUUAUUUCAAAUUAAUGACCUUUGGUCUUGGAAUGCACUAUUCAGUAAGCCAUAUUCAGUGUUCAACCUUUUUUGAAAUAGCUUUAUAAGAAAUGUAGUGAAAAUACUUAUUCCUUAUGACCAGUCCCUUGAUUGACCUAAGCCACAUAAAUAUACCUAUUUACCUUGGGGACUGCAUAAUGUUUACCCAUUUCAUAGCAUGUGUCAUUCUCUAGAGUAUCAUUUCUUCGUUUAACAAUUACGCAUGAGAAGACACAUGAGUAUGGAUACAACCCAAAACAAAGAAUGUCAUUCUCGAGAAUAUGACACAUUGUCUAAAAUAGGAAAACAUUACAACCAAGGUAAAGAGGUUUAUUGCAUUAUAAUGUAAGCAGGAGUUUCCUAUCAUGUCCUUUCUAGUCGAAGAAGCUGACCAGAAGUAGUCUCAAUGCUGAAAUUUAAAUCAAUGAUAAAAUGGUGGCUUUAGAAAAUACCAGUAUAUAUAGAAGAAAUAGGAAACCCAUGCAUGCUGUGUGCAGUUAUAAAGCACACAGGGAUUGCUAGAACACAAGAGAAGUGUUAGGAGAAUCAGUACUAAUCUUAUCUAAGACCUGGAAAUUUUGAAAUGAUAUACCCUUUUCAAAAGGCUUUAAUAAAAAUAACUUUUAUUAUUUA